Messenger RNA from Cryphonectria parasitica EP155, 792 nucleotides. Its product is annotated as terpenoid synthase. NCBI's taxonomy places the organism in Eukaryota, Fungi, Ascomycota, Sordariomycetes, Diaporthales, Cryphonectriaceae. The annotation marks the transcript as partial. The record is from RefSeq and is a predicted model, not a curated record. The transcript has 5 exons.
CAGUUCUAUGCCAGAUGGUGGCCAGAUGCUGCCUGGGAAGACCUCUAUAGUGCAACACUGUUUACUGUUUGUUUGUUUAUCUGGGAUGAUACUAUCGACACCAAUGAACACUUCCUGGCCUCGGACUUCGACAAGGCCAACAUAUGGCGCAAGCAGUCCCUCGAGUACUUCGAAUACCACCUGGGGCUUUUAGAAGAGGAGGACGAACCAGAGAGCCCAGAUGAUGCCUGUCUCCUGUUCAAGGAAUUCGGAAAGAGAUUCUGCAGCAAGUUUGGCCAAGCUCAACGGCAGAGGAUGUUUUCCAGGAUCCAGGACUUCGUUCAAUACAACAUGGUGGAACAAGCUGAGCGCCUGGCGGGCCGUAUCCCAAACUACGAGCAGUACAUGCAGAUACGUUUUGGCGUCACUGGCGUGCGUAUGUUCUCUCUUCUUCUGGAAAUCACCAAUCGAACCGCGCUGCCCGCUGAGAUCAUGGACUCUCUUGAGAUGGAGGCCAUUGUCAGGGAAUGCAACUUCAUUAUCAUCGUGGUAAAUGACAUUCUGUCCCUCAAAAAGGAGAUUGCCACAGACUGCGUCGUCAAUAUCGUCCCUGUUCUCCUCAAGACAGGCCAGCCCCUCGACCGUGUCAUCUCCGGCCUCAUCGAGGAGAUGCACAACUCCAGAGACCGACUCGACAGCAUGGCUGCGAGGCUGAGCGACAUGACACGAGGUAAUUCCCAACUCCACAAAGAUGUCAUGAGGUUCAUCGACGGGAUCCGUAUCAUGGACACUGGGACGCUGAUCUACUCGUGA